Ananas comosus (pineapple) is the source of this 2412-nucleotide messenger RNA. RefSeq names its product AT-hook motif nuclear-localized protein 1-like. The transcript has 5 exons. Gene Ontology annotation, molecular function: minor groove of adenine-thymine-rich DNA binding. The coding region runs from base 1079 to 1909 and encodes 276 amino acids. The record is from RefSeq and is a predicted model, not a curated record. NCBI's taxonomy places the organism in Eukaryota, Viridiplantae, Streptophyta, Magnoliopsida, Poales, Bromeliaceae.
GAAGAUUAGUACCGCCAGUGGCAUCUCAGUAAUUACGGGCCAAAUGCAGGGGCGUUUACAGUUCUUCGCUUGUUUAAGCUUUUCGUUCGGGAAAAAGGACGGGGAGCAGGUUAGUGGCGGGCGGACGGCCGGUCCCCGUCGGUCUCUCCGCAGCUUAAUUUGCUCGGAGAAGAAAAUUUAAACGAUAUAUAAAUCGAGAAAUUAAUUAAUUAAACAGCAAAAAAAAGUCAUACUUUUCUUUUUCCAUUUAUAGCCCUUUUUCUCCGUUAAUUAACUGUUCCGUAAUGGACGGGGCAAAUUUUAAUUCCGACCCCUAAUCGCAUAUUUCGGUUUUCGUAGCCCGUCCGAUUAAAAUAUUUCCAUGUAAAUUAAAUAUCACUUAAUUUCUCAUUUCUUUAUUACUUUCUUUUCUCUCUCUCUCUCUCUUUUUUUAUUUUCUUUUUCUUUAAUUAAUAAUAUAAUUUUCUAGAAAUCUUUCUCUCCUUUAAAUUUUUUUUUUCCUUCUUCGUCCUCCCCGUCUCCGGAGACCGCCGAGCGAGGAAAUCGCGGGAGCGGUUUUACGACGAAGCGAGCCGGUUUUCUGACCCGGUAGGCGGUAGCGGAGGACCGCACCCGGUUCGGUUCGGUUCGGGCAAGCUUUUUUUUUUUUUUUUUUUUUUUUUGGAGUCUGUCCCGGGAAUUUUGGUGGGCGAGAAUGGAGGUACUCUACUGUUGCUUCUCCGUGGUUCCAAUGGCGAGAGCUGGAGGAAACUCUAGUAGUAGGAGCUCGAAUUUAGGACGGUGGGAUUUGCUGGUUGUGUCGCUGAAAGCUGAUCCUAAGCGUCCGUCCUUUGGGUGCUGCAGUGCGUCUGCUGUUCUAUGAAUGGAAGGAAGGGAAGAGGGACGGCUGCCGCGGCGGCGGUGACUGCGGCGGAGGAGGCCGCCGGGCGCUCCCAGCCGCCGGCCUCUGCGGCGGCGGGGCCCGAAGGCCGACAACCCUACCCAGGGCGCGCCCGGGACGCCGCCGCCGGCAGCUCCUCCGGAGGGGACGGCGCCGCCGUCUACGACAGCUGCGGCGGCGUCUUCGGUCCCGCCGGGGAUGAAGAAGAAGCGGGGAAGGCCGAGGAAGUACGGGCCGGACGGGAGCUUGGUCCGGCCGCUGAACCCGAUGCCGAUCUCGGCUUCUGUGCCCGGAGAGUACACGCCGGCGGCGGCGGUUGGGGCGGCGAUGAAGCGGGGUAGAGGGCGGCCAGGGGUCCUCGUGAGCAAGCAGCAGUACGGAUUCGGGUUAGAUAAUUUAGGAGAAAUGGUUGCAUGCUCUGCCGGUGCAAACUUCACUCCCCAUAUUAUCACUGUUGCUGCUGGUGAGGAUGUCACAAUGAAGAUAAUAUCAUUCUCUCAACAAGGACUUCGAGCUAUUUGUAUUCUCUCUGCUAAUGGUGUAAUAUCAAAUGUGAUACUUCGUCAAUCUGAUUCCUCUGGUGGUACAUUAACUUACGAGGGCCGCUUCGAGCUGCUUUCCUUAUCUGGAUCGUUCAUGCCAACUGAAAAUGGUGGAACGAGAAGUCGAUCUGGCGGGAUGAGUGUUUCUUUGGCCGGCCCAGACGGCCGUGUCAUAGGGGGAGGAGUUGCUGGUCUUCUCGUUGCUGCCAGUCCUGUUCAGGUUGUGGUGGGAAGUUUCUUGCCGAGCUACCAGUUGGAGCAGAAGAUGAAGAAGCCAAGAACGGAGACUGCAGCAACCCCGACAACUGCAGCGACUAUUCCUAUUUCUGGUGCAGAGAUGAACAAUUGUGGUGGUUCUCCUCCACCGAAACUGAAUGCCGCAACUCCAUCCUAUCGGGCAGAAACUUGGGUUUCGCCUCUAAUGCAGUCGGUGCCUAAUACGAGGAACUCCACGAUGGAUGUCAACAUUUCUGUCCCGGGAGGGUGAAUUUGAUCCCAGAUUAGUGUCUGUUCGUAACCCUUGUGAGGUAUAUCCAACUUACCGGAAGUAAGGAAGAAAAAAAAAAAAAAAAACUUUCACAGCACAGCUGCCUCAAUCUACUAGGAAUUUUUUUCCCACUUUCUCAGCAUCGCUAACUCGUACAACUUGUUCUCAUGCAUAUCAGACAACGAACUUGAAUUGGUUUUCUUGAAGCCCUUCAAGUUCUGUGACUGUAGCGAGUUGUCUUGUUCUUUUAUGUUUUCUACACAAUUCUUAUUGAAUGCUGUUCAAAUUCUGUCAUUAGUAGCAGUGUUUCUUAUUGAAUAGAUGCUAGAUAUCUUAUGCUUGUAACGAUAAUGCUGUAUUUCUAUUAACAGUGAGCCUUUCUAUGGCAUAUUGAAUGGUGUGAGGCAACAGAGAGGCCAUUGCUCUCUACUGCCGGGGAAUCUCCCUCGCUCUCGACUUAUAAAUUUGCCUUUCAAGUGCCCGGGUUGCUGUGGCUUUUUCUU